AUGAGACACAAGUUGGAUGAGCAAUUUGGGAGAUUUAUUGAUAUGCUCAAACAACUUCACCUUUCUUUACCUUUCACCGAUGUUAUCGACCAAAUGCCUAAUUAUGCCAAAUUCCACAAGGACAUUUUGAGCGGAAAGAGGACUUGUGAUGUUGUGGAGACAAUCAAUUUGACUGAAAAUUAUAGUGCGAUCAUCAUGAACAAAAUGCCACCCAAGUUGAAAGACCCCAGAAACUUUUCCAUCCCUUGUGUUAUUAACAAGAUGCAAUUUGAUAAUGCCUUAUGUGACUUAGGAGCUAGUGUAAGCUUAAUGCCAUAUUCGGUUUAUCAAAGACUUGUUCUAGGGGAACUCUUACCUUCUAACAUUACCUUGCAACUAGCCGAUAGGUCAAUCAAGUUUCCAAAAGAAAUGGAUGAAGAUGCUACCAUUCCAAUUAUUCUAGGUAGACCCUUUCUUGCUACCUCGGGUGCUAUGAUAGAUGUAAAGUUUGCAAAGAUUUCCCUAAAGGUAGGAGAUGAGAACUUGCUCACCUCUAACGAUGCUCUUGAGAAUGUUUUGUUGAACAAAGACAAGCUAGGUGUACCAUACAAGGAGGUAGCAUUGUAUGAGGAAUUUCUUAAGGAAGCAUGGAGGAAGUGGAUGAACAAUUGUGCUUGA
This is a messenger RNA of Chenopodium quinoa (quinoa), 657 nucleotides long. RefSeq lists its product as uncharacterized. The coding region runs from base 1 to 657 and encodes 218 amino acids. NCBI's taxonomy places the organism in Eukaryota, Viridiplantae, Streptophyta, Magnoliopsida, Caryophyllales, Amaranthaceae. The transcript has 3 exons. The record is from RefSeq and is a predicted model, not a curated record.